AAUUGAGUCGUUGUUCUACUGUCGUUGAGAUUGCAACACAACUUGAAAUAAUCACGGGUGCGUUGCUUAAAACACAGAGGAAAAAAAUUUAAACAAAAUCAAAAGCAAAAGGAAAAAAAGAAAAACAAGUGAAAAAAAAAAAAAUAGAAAAUAAAACAAAAAAUCACAAACCAUCCAAACGUCGCCGUCUGUUUGUUGAUUUGUCCGUUCUAUCCUACCCCACACCUCUGGGUUGUAAAGGAAUUGUGCGAAAAAACCAUUAACUGACAUUAUCCUUGAAAGCCAAGCUUAGCUUCAAAUUGAAAGAAAAAGUGAAAAUAAAAAAAAUUCAAAAUAUUUCAAACCAAAAGCUUAUUACGUUUAUCAACCAAAAAAAAUCGCAGAAAAAUCAAACAAAGCAAUACCUAAUUUUUUUAAUAGAAAUUUAAUUGUGAGCAAUUGAGUUUUAAAAGAAAGCCAAACAAAAGGAAAAUCAACGACAGGCAAUAAAUUAGCUAAUUACAAAUCGCCCAUCAACAUAACUAUCAACACCACCACCAACAGCAGCUGCUGUUUGCCGAUACCAUAUUAACUUAUUAUUUGCAGCUACAUUGGUUAGCUGUGCCCGUCGAAUAGAUUUUCUUCUUGACCCCCCAGUUACCCAGAAACACUUUCAAAAUUCUGCCCAUAACAAAUUUCAAACUUCAGCCACAGCCUAUGCAAAAAAUGGCAGCGCCCGUUGGAGCAGCGCCGGCGGCUAUUGAAGCCCCGCUUUCAGCCCCAAAAUAUGGUACACUAAUACCGAAUCGGAUUUUUGUCGGCGGCAUUAGCGGCGACACAACGGAAUCCGAUUUGUGUCGCGUUUUUUCCGCCUAUGGCAAUGUGAAAUCAACAAAAAUAAUUGUCGAUCGAGCUGGUGUCAGUAAAGGUUAUGGUUUUGUAACCUUCGAAACCGAACAGGAGGCACAAAGGCUGCAAACGGAUGGCGAAUGCGUUGUACUGAGGGAUCGGAAACUGAAUAUAGCCCCAGCCAUCAAAAAACAGUCAAUUGUGGCCACAAAUGGUGCUGUCUAUUACACAACUACACCUCCAGCCCCCAUCAGCAAUAUGCCGAUUGAUCAAUUUGCCGCCGCUGUUUAUCCACCAGCCGCCGCUACUGCUGCUGGUAUGCCAACACUUUACCCACCUUCAAUGCAAUAUCAACCAUUCUAUCAAUAUUACAGUGUGCCAAUGAAUGUACCCACCAUUUGGCCCCAGAAUUAUCAAGGAAUUUAUCCAUGUUAAUUUUGAGGGAGUACGAAAAACAUUUAAAUAAAUAAGAAUGCAAAAAAAAAAAAUAAAAAAUAAAAACGAAUACAUGUUUUUAAUAAAACAACAAAAAUUCAAAACACAACAACAAAAUAUAAGUAUACAACAACAACAACUAAUACAACUCUCCACCACCAUCCCAUCAUCAACAAGAAAAAAAAAUAUAUAACUACUUACUACAACUACUACUAAUACAAAAACAACAACAAGAAAACAAUAAUUUCCCCAGCUAUAAACAACAAUAAUUUAAUUUUAACAACAAAAAUUCAAAUACCAACAACAUUUACGCCGAUGACAACAACAACAAACAAAUACCCCCUUCGAAUGGAAGUCUAUUAAAAUGUAUUUUGGAAAUGAAAUUGUUAAUGCAAAGCAAAUAAACAAUAGAAUAUUGAAUUAAAAUAAAUUAAUUAUAGAAGAAUAGUUAAAGAAAGACAAACGGUGUGAAAGGAAUAUGAGAAAGGAGAAAGAAAGCAUUGAUGCCAUAAAGAAAUAUGACAACUUGUUAUUUGUUUGUUUGGUGCUGAAAAGACAAAGCAAUAUCCAAAAAUAAAAAAAUUAAAAUAUUUUCUACAAACUAUAGAGAAAACUUUGUAGCAAUAGCCAAUAAUAAAAAAAUAAACACACAAAAACAGCAACAAUUAAAAAAUACUUUUAAAAAAUAAAUACGGUUACAACGUCUAGUAUGAACGUUACGACAACCUUACGUUUACGUUGCCAACUGUUAAACUUAACUUUGGGGUUAAACUUGGCUUCUCUUUUCUUGGUGAAGGCAAAAAUUUCAUUUAUACAACCUUUUUUAGAUGUAAUUCGAAACAUUUUAAUUGUAAUUUGAGAAUUCUAUUUGCAAUUCGAAAAUUCCAAAUGUAAUUCGAAUUAUUUCAGUUGAAAUUAGAGAAUUCCAAUUGUCAUUUGAAUUAUUCCACUUUGUAAUUCGAAUUAUUCCAAUUAUAAUUCGAAAUAUUUAAUUUGGAAUUCGAAUUAUUCCAAUUUUAAUUCGAAUUAUUCCAUUUGAAAAUAGACGAAAAAAUUGAAAAAAUUCGAAAUACAAAUGGAACAAUUUGAACUACAAUUGGAAUAAUUCGAAUUACAAAUGGAACAAUGUGAAUUAUAAUUGAAAUAAUUCGAAUUACAAUUUAAAUAAUUCGAAUUAGAAAUGUAAUAAUUGGAAUUACAAAUGGAAUAAUUCGAAAUUAAAUAAUUGGAAUUGCAUUUGGAAUAAUCGAAUUACAACUGAAAUAAUUCGAAUUAUAAUUGAAAUUUUACGAAUUAAAAGGUGUAGACCCUCAUGGUGGCAUUAACAUAGGAAUAAAUUGAUCUACUAACCUGGCCUAAUUUGAGAGUUCUAUUGGUAAUUAGAAUCAAUCGUAAUCGUGUAAUUCGAAAAUUCCGAUUAUAAAUCGAAUUAUUAAAGUUAAAAUUCGAGUAUUUCAAUUGUAAUUCGAAUUAUUCCAAUUUGUAAUUCAAAUUUUUCCAUUUGAAAAUCGACGAAAAAUUAAAAUUAUUCGAAUUACAAUUGAAAUAAUUGGAAUUACAAAUGAAAUAAAUCUUAUUAAAAAUGGAAUAAUUCGAAAUACAAAGAAAACCAUUCGAACUACAAAUAGAAUUCUCGAAUUACAAUUGAAAUAGUCGAAUUACAACUGAAAUAAUUCGAAUUACAAAUGGAAUUCUCGAAUUACAAAUUUAAUUCUCGAAUUACAAAUGAAAUGUUAAAUCAAAAAUUAUUCGAAUUGCAACUGAAAAAAGAGUAGACCCUCAAGGUAAUAUUAGCAUAGGACGAAAUUAAUCUUUUAACCUGGUGUUUACACCGACCAAAUUGUCUUGAGCAGGGUUGCUUUUUGCACACAUUUUUUUCAAUAUUUGUUCUUUUGACAAGUCACCCGGAUUUUUUUUGCUUUGUAAACCAAGGUAUAGCUCUAAUUGAUUACCACAGUGUUCUGCUAAUGCAAACCCCAUGGCCGUUUUCUUAUAAUUCAGAGAUUCACAGAUUUGCCCACUUUCAUUCGUGAGCGAAACUUGUUCGAAGAGUGGAUUUUUUUUACGGAAUUCUUCUACUCCUCACUGAUUUGUUUUCUGUUGGAACACUCACAAAUCACUAGUUUUUGAAAAAUGAGAGUGGGAGCAGAAUCGCUCAAAAUAGCGGAAAACAAAUAUUUUUGGUCUCGAUGUUGUUGCGUACUGUAGAAGAGUUGGGAAGAGGAGUGAAGACGGGGUGUAUUAUUGUAUACAGAAAAAUACACAUACAUAGAAAUACAACAACGGUAUGACAAAAAAAAAACUAUACUAAGUGCUCGGCAAGAGUAGAAUCUCCUCGAUUUUAAACAAUUUUGCUCCCACUCAAAAACGAGCAAAAUACGUUUGACUUGUAUUUCACUAAGCACUUCAAAACGUGAUCUUCUCACAGGCUACCAAGUUUUCUUCUAAAGGAAGAACUAAAAGAAACUAAGGAACAAGAUGAACGACCUCCCUUAAAUAGAUCUUACAAAUUUACUACUUUAUAAGAUCACAUUGUGAACAUAUUUAAGUGAGGUCGUGCAUCUAGUUCCUUAGUUUCUUUUAGUUCAGUUCAAUUUCAGCUCAAUCGUUACUGUUCGUUCUGCCGUUCUUUGAAGUAACAGAGGGUCUUUAAUUAAACAAUGUAAAAACAAUUUUUGACUCCCAACUUGUCUUAUUUGAAAUAAACCGAAAUUUUUGGUUCCAACAGGUAUUGUUAUCAAGUAAAGUUUUGGAAAGGUAUAUUUUAAAACUGUUAUACAUUUUUGUCCGACUUAUUACAAUUAUUUUAAAUACGUGAGACUUAAGCCCUUUGAAAUGGGCUUAAGUCUCACGUAUUUUAGUUUAAAAAAGUUUUUAAGCAUUUUUAUUUCAAAGUAUAACAGUUUCUAUAAAAGUGUUAUACAGGUUCAAAACCAUCAGAUUUUAUUAUUUUUGUGAAAUGUGAAUACAGCAGCAAGGUUUUUACAAUUUUUCAGUCAUUUUUCUGAGUAUAACAGUUUUCAAAAGUGUUCUAAAGUCACCAAAAUUUUGGAAAAAUGGUAAAUACUGAUUGAUAAAUCUCAAAAACUUUUGUCGCCCGUCCAUGUAGAAAAAAAUCUACAGAAUAGUUUUAAUAAUCUUCUCAUUGAACACAUAUGCAUGCUAUCUUCCUAAGGCUAUGGCUUCUCAUAGAAAGAAUAUAUUGGCAGACUUAUGGAAGACUAGAUCAAUAUUCCUAAGCAUGACUACUCUCUCUGAAAAUCCAAUUUUUUUUUUUAACUGAAAAAAUAUGCGAUGUCACAAAAUUUAAUUCACCGAAGAAAUCUUCUCCAGAAAUUAAAAUUUUGACAUAAACUUUUGAUUAAAAAUUCAUGAAACUUCGCGAUUUGUAUGCUCAUUAAGCCAAGCAACUUCAAAGCAAAAUUGUGUAUUGUGAAUGAAGGCAGUCUAACACAGGGUUUACAAAUUUUUGAGACUGUAUAUGCAAUUUUUAAACGUUAGUUUCGAUUGCAUUUAUUUUCUCCAAGAAUUCUUUUUUAGGAACUAUAAGUCCUAAGUCAUUUUGGACAGAAGUCAUCUUUGGAGAUUUUGAGAAAUUAUGUUUUUCCUAUGUGUAAUAUUUCAUUAUUGGCUAUUGACAAAGUUUUUGAAUAAAUAACUAUAAUAGGAUUUGAUCUUUUAGUAAAUGAAUUAUUAACAAUGAAAUCGACACCUAUACUCUUGAAUCCUUUCAACACAUCUCUAGAGAAUAUAGAACCGAAACAAGAAAACUUAACAAAAAAAAAAAAACUUCAAUAGAAAAAUUAUACAACAAAGUGAAUAUUAUUUAUUGAUCAAUUAUUAUAUAAAUGUACUUAUAUAUACAACUACCCACACAACAACAACAACAAACUAACAAAAUAAUAUUAUACUAUAUACAUAACUAUACAUAUAUAUAGAAAAAGAAAAUAAAUAAGAAAUUGAAAAAAAAAAACAAACAAAAAACUAUUUAUAAAAAUAUACAUCUUAAUAUUAUAUAUUAUAUACAUACUAAAUAAAUAUAUAAUAUAGAAACAAAGAAGAAGAAAAAAACAAAACAAAUAUUGUACUAAGAAAAUAAGUCUUAAGGUGCAUCUCAAAGAAAGUAAGAAGACAAAAAAAUAAACAAAAUAAAAGAAAAAAGCACAAAAAAACUAAAACUAAAGACAAAAUAAAAAUAUUUAUAUUUAAAACAAAAGUAAAAGUAAAAUAUAACUAUAUACACAAAUUAUGAAUGGCAAAAGAUAUAACAAGAAAAGGCAUUAAAUAAAACAUUAAAUGGAAAUAUAAGAAAUAAGAAAUAAAAACGGCAGAAUGCUCUAGGAGAAUAACAAUAAUAGAAAAAAAGUAUGAAAUAAAAUUAAACUACAUUUUUAAAAUUAUACUUAAUAAUAAAGGAAUAACACACACACACACACAAACAAAAAUCCCCCUCGAAUUGAUACUAUAUGGAUAAGUGACAAAAAAAUGUGAGAAUAAAAAAAUAACAUAAAACGUACUUACAAAUACAACAUACACAACAAAAUGUAUCUACAAAAUAAAAAAAAUAAAAAUAGUAAUAAUUAAAAAAAAUAAAAAUAAUAUUUUUAACCUAAGAGAUCUAAGUCUUAAGAGAAAAAAAUAAAUAAACACAAUAAAAACAAACUGAAAACCAACACUCAAAAUAACAAAUGAAAUAUUUAUUAUUAAUAAACAAAAAUAUUUAGUAAAAAAAAAAUAAACAUGAUACAAAAGCAAUUUUACAAUAACAAAAA
Musca domestica (house fly) is the source of this 6035-nucleotide messenger RNA. Its product is annotated as protein boule. Gene Ontology annotation, molecular function: RNA binding. The transcript is spliced from 8 exons. Lineage: Eukaryota; Metazoa; Arthropoda; Insecta; Diptera; Muscidae. The record is from RefSeq and is a predicted model, not a curated record. Bases 697 to 1263 code for a protein of 188 amino acids.